Messenger RNA from Lathyrus sativus (Indian pea), 336 nucleotides. The record is from the annotation of a GenBank genome assembly. Lineage: Eukaryota; Viridiplantae; Streptophyta; Magnoliopsida; Fabales; Fabaceae.
AUGAAAGAGAUUUUGGCGAAGUCAGAUAAGUUGAGUAUUGAGAUUAAGAAUUCUGGUUACCUCCCGAUGACUAAAUCUGUGCUGCAAGAUGUGGAGGAACAAGACAAAGAGCAGAUAUUGUGUGGUCACAGUGAGAAACUGGCAGUAAUAUUAGGACUAAUCCACACGAAUCCCGGACAAUCUCUUCAUGUGAUCAAGAACCUGAGAAUUUGUGAUGACUGUCAUGCUGUUAUCAAAAUUAUAAGCAGAAUAGAAGACAGAGAAAUUUUUGUAAGAGACACAAAUCGUUUUCACCAUUUCAAAGACGCCGAUUGCUCUUGUGGAGAUUUCUGGUAA